Drosophila grimshawi is the source of this 2693-nucleotide messenger RNA. RefSeq names its product snRNA-activating protein complex subunit 4 (gene Pbp95). The coding region runs from base 30 to 2231 and encodes 733 amino acids. The transcript has 3 exons. The record is from RefSeq and is a predicted model, not a curated record. NCBI's taxonomy places the organism in Eukaryota, Metazoa, Arthropoda, Insecta, Diptera, Drosophilidae.
CAUUCUAAUCUUGUUUGGUCGACAUCAAAAUGUGCGAUGUGAAUAGUUUGAAGCAGAAAUGCCAACAGCAAGUGCAAGAAAUAACAACACUACUGUCUACCACAGCUGAAAGCGAUGCAGACCCCUUGAAAUUGAAUCAGGAUCUGCAGCGGCGUCUCGAACAGAUACGUCAACGUAUUCUGGAGCUGCAGCGGAUAGUCCGUGCUCGUUAUGAACGGAACGAGCAGAUACUUAUAAGCCGCCAGAAGACGCGAUCUUACAACGCACGAGUGGCGGGCAGCGAUGAAAUCGUCGGAAUGAGUGGAGCUGUGCUGCGCGGUGGAACGUUUCGAUUUAAGGGUAAUUUAUAUUUUCGCGAUGUAGAUGGACGAAGUUGUCCCAACAAUGAGGACUAUGAGCGGCGCUGCAGAAACGAAAUGUUUCCCACCGAUUUCGACAUGCACUCCAAGCACGUCUGGACGGUGAUGGACAAGAAAAACAUUGUAAUGGGUGUUAAGCAGCAGCUGUUGGAUCAUGCCGCCUACACAGCGACUGAAGUCCAAACCGUUGGCAAGAAGUGGCGCAAACGUAAAGCCAUCGAUCUGCAUGAGCAAUCGCUGGCUAAUUUGCUGAAAGUGGCCGACAGCAGCUUCAGCAUUGACUGGAACCAGAUCAGCACACUCGAUCUGGAGCAUCGUCAUUCGUCGUACAGCUGUGAGGCCAUGUGGCUUGUGUAUUUGCAGCCGCAAGUCAAGCGUGAAGAAUGGACUGCCAAGGAAGAUCAGAUUUUGCUGGUGGCCGCUAAGGACCACAAGAUGCAAAAUUGGGAAGCCAUUGCGGCUAAGGUGGACCGGCGAUCCGCCUAUCAGUGCUUUGUGCGCAUGCAGACAGCGCUGCGCUGUAAACUGGAGCCAACCAGCUCCAUGAAAUGGGGUCAGCAGGAUAGCGAACGUUUGCGGGCAAUUGUUUUAAAGAAUACGGUUAACGGCGUUGUUAACUGGUCUCAAGUGGCCGAGCAGUUUCCGAACAGAUCGCGAUCCACAUUAAUUGGUCGCUAUUUGUAUGUUCUGCAUCCCAGCAUCAGUCACGAACCCUUCACCCAAAAAGAGGAUGUGAUGCUGUUUGCUGCCGUUGAGGAAUACGAUGGCAAAUUUAAUUGCAUUCCACGAACGCUCUUCCCCAAUCGCUCGAUGGUCCAGCUGCGUACACGCUAUAACAAUGUGCUGGCGCAGCGUCAUAAGACUGAUUCGUGGUCGGUGAGUGAUGAUAUGAAACUGAUUGCUUUCGUUGAAGCACAUGGCACCGCGCAGUGGGUGAAUUGUGCCAAUCAUUUGGGCAAUCAUUCGCGCACCAGCUGUCGCACACGCUCUAUGGUCAUCCAGCGUUUUAUGGAGCAGCAUCCAGAUGCAACGGUGGCGGAUAUUCCACGUCGCAAGGUGCAUAAAAGUGCUUCCGUUACCGCCGACAAUUGGGAGCAAUGUCUCCAUCAAUGGCAAGCCGAUCCGGACUCAAUGCUCAAUAGCCCACCGGUCCAGAAGUCAAGAAGCAAGCAGUCAUUAAGUGACAAGGUCCUCACCACUUAUGAAUACUUCAAGUAUGCCUAUAAUCUCAAUCUACGAUCGCCAGCGGCCCCAAUACCACUGCCCCUCAACGAACGUAAUUUGCACACAGUAGCUAAUGCGCUGCGCUUCCAGCCACCCGCAAAUAAGGUCAAUAUGAUCCAAAGCGUUUGUCUGCCCAGUCAGCUGUGUAGCUUAUUUAACAAAAUGCUGUGUCAAUUGCCUGCGCGCGAAGUAAGUGAAUCGUCUACGCAAUUGCUGCCGCCGAAUUGGUCAACGAUGAUGGGCUUUCGGGCCAUAUGCAUAUUGUCAGGGCAAUGUAGCAAUGAUGCCGAUUCUGCGACCGCAUUGAAACCAGCGAUCAGCUACGAUGAAUCGCAACCAGCGGUUCAGUUGUUCCGGCAACGCUUACGGACUCUUUUCUAUCGCACUACUCAGCUGAGCCGACUGGACACAACGCUGUUCGAGGAGCUGCCGGCUGCAUUAAUGAAACUGCCACGUCCAACUGUAAGUGUCGACUUUGCAGAGACCAUACCGCUAAGGCAACGGUCGCCAGAGCAGGAGACUCAACCAAACACACACCAUAGUGGCCUGACUCCCGUAGAAGUAGCGCGCAAGCAAUUUGAAGAUUUGAAUCGGACGAAAUCUGAACCAACUGACCUUAAGGAGGAAAACCAAAUACACUCGGAUUAAAUUGUCCAGGGAUGAAUUAUUUCAUACAAUUAUUUAAAAAAUUAUUACUCAUGAAAUUCUCAUUAAUUUGUCAAUUGGAAACAUGACUGACAUUGGAGUCACUGUGUCUACAAGGUACAAGGUACAACACUUUGAUUUAAAUAAUUUUAAUAAUAACUAAUAUCGUUUUUAUGUACGUGUUUAUAUGUAUAUAAUAAUAAUAAUAAUAAGAAUAACUAACAAUACGGCGCAUUCCCAACAUUAUCGAUAGUCGUGUGGAAAUACCCCUUAUAUUUUAUAUACGUAUUUAUGCGGGGUAGAUUCUUUAGGUACUCACUAAGUUCAUAGCAAAAAAAAAUGCAAACUUCGUAAAUUGCAAGCAUUUUUCUUUUAGCAGGCUCUAGUUAAUCACGCUAUUAGCAGGAUUAAAUAGCUAUAAAUAUAUAUAUAUGUAUAUGUAUAAAUAUAUUUUAAUGGUGUAAA